Molecule: messenger RNA, 790 nt
Organism: Corythoichthys intestinalis (scribbled pipefish)
Lineage: Eukaryota; Metazoa; Chordata; Actinopteri; Syngnathiformes; Syngnathidae
Exons: 2
Coding region: 1-540 (179 amino acids)
Biological process (GO): regulation of transcription by RNA polymerase II; developmental process
Molecular function (GO): RNA polymerase II transcription regulatory region sequence-specific DNA binding; protein dimerization activity; DNA-binding transcription factor activity, RNA polymerase II-specific
Source: RefSeq, a predicted model, not a curated record
AUGUGCUUGUAUGGGGUGGGGGCGUUAUCUCAGUUGCCGAUCUUCUUCCCAGAUCACACCCACUGCUCAGUGCGUCUUCAAAAAGCUCCAAAAUACUGUAACAAGUUGUCACACAUACUCAAAUCCUCUGCGAGAAGACACCAUUGCGUUAUAAAUGAAACUUGGGAUGAGCUGAAAGGGAAGUUACUAAUGGAGCAUAUUUCAUACAUACCUCUGCACUGCUUCACCCUGCCAUCCUUGCACCUUGAACCAGUUUUCAUCGAGCGAGCCCAAUGCAAGUUGCAGCGAGGAGGACUGCAGUACUACCCGUGUGCAUACUCACUGGAACCCGCGUUCAUCCGCAAGAGGAACGAGAGGGAGCGGCACCGGGUGAGGUGCGUCAACGAGGGUUACGCGCGCCUCCGGGAGCGCCUGCCGAUGGAGUUUGACGACAAGAGGCUUAGUAAAGUGGAAACACUGCGGGCCGCCAUCCAGUAUAUCAAACAUCUGCAGAGCCUUUUGGAUUUAAACAUUAGCGGGUCAGUGGAAGCCUCACAAUAAACUGCCUAAAUGCCAGUAAAGACUUACAUAUGGAUAUUUCACAUGUAUAAUUUGCUUUAUUUCUAAUGAUUUUGGUUGUGUUUGUCAUAUUGGAAAUAAAUCAGCGAUAUUCAGUUCCUCACAUGACGUUAAAACUGACAUAUACUCCUGAUUUUUUUUUUUUAAAUUAUGGGAACCAUUUUAUAUUCCGGACCUAAAAAUGAGUUAAAAACAGCUGUCAUUGCAAAAGCGCAAUUUUGCUAGCAGCAUA